Messenger RNA from Indicator indicator, 4079 nucleotides. It is a transcript of the gene CGNL1, whose product is annotated as cingulin like 1. The transcript has 19 exons. Bases 53 to 3931 code for a protein of 1292 amino acids. Gene Ontology annotation, cellular component: myosin complex. NCBI's taxonomy places the organism in Eukaryota, Metazoa, Chordata, Aves, Piciformes, Indicatoridae. The record is from RefSeq and is a predicted model, not a curated record.
UCCGUCUUCAGAGGGCAAGGCGGCUCGGGACGGCUAUAAUCCUCUGAUAAUCAUGGAGCCAUAUUUUGCUGGUUUUAAGCAUGUGCAGCAGGACUACGAAGUCACUCUAGAACUUGCAAGUGAGGAGACUCAGAAAGCUAAAAACGCACAAAAUUCUAGGACGGGAUCUUACGGUGUUAGUAUUAGAGUCCAAGGAAUAGAUGGCCAUCCUUACAUAGUACUAAACAACACAGAAGGAUGUUUGUCAGAAAAUCCUACUCCUGGAAAAGAACAGCAGGUCAUUUCUCAGGCUGUAAGCAAGCCAGGCACAGACUGCAAUACUGCUUUUAAGUUGGAGGACAAAACCAGUGAACACAUGAAGUUUCCUGCAACACAGGACAUGCAACCCUGUAUGGUUAAAAGCCUAAAGAUAACCAAUAUGGAUGAAAAGGAAAAUGGAAUAUCAGAUUUUAAAGAUGGAACAAUGAAAUCUUCCAAUCUGUUGAACUUUCAAAGACAUCCUGAACUUUUACAGCCUUAUGAUCCUGCAAAAAAUAGCUUGAACUUGGAUAAUUACCAGUCUUCUGUGUGCAGUACCUCUAAAUCUGUUGCAGAUGCAAAAACUGAAGCAAAGCCUUGGAUUUCCUCAUCUAAAGUAGUGUCUCUACAGAAAACCAGUACAUACCUUCCAGAUCCAGCCAAAGCAAAUUCAAAAAAGAUACCUUUCAACAGGUCAGUAGAAGUAGGAGACCAAAAUAAGCAGCCACUGGAUUGUCACAGGAGCACGAUCUGCCCAAAUGAAGUGUGUAUUUCAGAAUCAUUUCCAUCUGCAGGAGGAUCCCCAUGUGUUAGUCCCACUGCUUAUCUGGAGACAAGAAAACCUAGACCAGAUGUGCUUCCCUUCCGCAGACAAGAUUCAUCUGGACCACUAUUGGAUGACUCAAGAAGAUCCUCUUCCUCGUCCACUACUCCCACUUCUGCAAAUUCCUUGUACAGAUUUUUACUCGAUGACCAAGAGUAUGCCAUCUAUGCAGACAAUGUUAAUCGUCAUGAAAACAGAAGAUAUAUCCCAUUUUUGCCUGGAACCGGUCGUGAUAUUGAUACUGGUUCACUUCCAGGAGUAGAUCAGCUGAUUGAAAAAUUUGAUAAGAAACUUGAUCCUCACAGAAGAGGUAGGUCAGGAAAAAGGAAUAGAAUUCAUCCGGAUGAUCGUAAAAGAUCAAGAAGCGUUGAUAGUGCCCUGUCAUUAGGGCUUGAUGUAAAUUCAGGUUAUUUAGGUGACUUCAGUAAAAGCUUGGGUAAGUCAACUGAGCACUUGCUGAGAUCAUCUGAGGUUUGCCUUCACAAGCAAUUAUCUAAAGAACAAAAGUCACCUUCCAAAGAGAUGAAGAUUUCUGCUCGAAGUGUUGGAAAACUGCAAACGCCUGAUAAAGACACUGAGAACACCAAUUUCAAUUCUUUACAAUACCAUAAACAAAAUGGAGCUGAUAGUGAGAGCUUGAUGCUUAGAUCAUCUACACUCCCAGGACAGAAUAAGAGAGAGGAAGUUAGAACAGUAACUUCUACAUUGGUGUUGCCAAAUCGAAUUACAAUUCCGUCUGACUCAGGAGCCAAGAUUAUUUCUGUGAAAACAUUUUCAUCUGUCCCUAAUGUACAGGCAACUCCUGAUCUGUUAAAAGGCCAACAAGAUCUUGCACAGCAAACAAAUGAAGAGACUGCUAAACAGAUACUUUACAAUUACCUUAAGGAAGGAAGUGCUGAUAAUGACGACGCGACAAAGAGGAAAGUCAACUUGGUUUUUGAGAAAAUUCAGACAUUAAAGUCAAGAGCUGCUGGAAAGACGCAGACUUCGGAUUCUUCGGCUGAAGUAAAAGCUUUGACGGAGCAAAAAGUAGAACUUGAAAGGAAAGUGGAAGAAUUAGAGAAAAAACUGGAUCUAGAAAUUCAAAAUCAGCAGAAUUCCAAAGAGGAGAGAGAUGCUACACGAGCAAGCCUGAAAGAACUUCAGUUGCAACUCAAUGAAAGUAUAUGUGAAAAAGAAGCCUUAAAAAAGCAGCUGGAAGAAAAUGAGAAGGAACUCAGACAAAACCUGGAGGAGCUUUUUCAAGUGAAGAUGGAGCAGGAACAGCACCAGACUGAGAUCAGAGAUCUUCAAGACCAGCUCUCUGAGAUGCAUGAUGAACUGGAUAAUGCAAAACAUGCUGAUGAAGGGGAGAAAGAGGUUCUGCUUGAGGAGCUGAUGCAAAUGAAGCAGGAUCUGCAAGAAAUAUUAAUAGCAAAAGAUCAACAAGAAGAGAUUUUGAGAAAGAGGGAGAGAGAGCUUACAGCUUUAAAAGGAGCACUAAAAGAAGAAGUAUCUAGCCAUGACAUGGAGAUGGAUAAACUGAAAGAGCAACAUGAUAAAGAAUUGCACAAUCUACAGCAGAAGCUGGAGAAAGCAACAGAGAAUGCCGCAGUCCUUGCCAGUGAAAGAAACAGUGCGCAAGAGGUGCAAAACAGUAUGGAAAAUCAAGUCAAAGAGCUGACUGAGGAAAAUGAACAGCUGAAGAGAACAGUUGAUGAGCUAGAGAGUAAAAUUGAAGAGUUGCUCAAACAAAUUGAUAAUACGAAAGGAGAAGAAAAUUGCAUGAAGGAAAACAUAAAAAGAUAUGAGGAAGAGAAGCAACUACUAGAAGAAGCCUUGAAACAGGCUGAAAAGGAGACAAAAGACUUGGUAGUGCUAAAAAGAUCUUUGGAAAGCCAACUAGAAGAUAUGCAGAGAAACAUCCAUUGUCUCUCACAAGAGUCGCAACAGUUAACUCAACAGCUAAAAGAUGAAACUCAUCAGAAGGUACAGUUAAAGCAGAUAAAGAGCGAGAUGGAGACAGAACAAAGGCAACUGAACAAGACUAUUGAAAAGUUACAGGAAGAGAUGUCUGAAAUGGUGGAGGUCUCAAGAACAUCAACUCUGGAACUUCAGAACCAGCUGGAUGAAUACAAGGAGAAAAGUCGCAGGGAACUUGCAGAUGUGCAGAGACAAUUAAAAGAAAAAAACCUUGAGGUAGAAAAAUCACGUCUGACAACCAUGAGGAUGCAAGAUGAGAUGCGUCUUAUGGAAGAAAAUUUGAGGGACCACCAGCGAGCUCAGGAUGAGGCGAUAACUAAAACUCAGUUGCUAGAACAGACUGUGAAAAGCUUGGAGUAUGAACUAGAAGCCAAAAACCACUUAAAAGAUGAUCGGGCGAGACAAAUCAAACUAAUGGAGGACAAGUUAUCUCACCUGGAACUUGAGCUUGAUGAAGAAAAGACUAACUCAGAUUUGUUAUCUGAGAGGAUCAGUAGAUGCAGAGAACAGAUUGAACAAAUGAGAACAGAGCUACUUCAGGAAAGAGCUAUAAAGCAAGAUUUAGAGUGUGACAAAAUUUCAUUGGAAAGACAGAACAAAGACUUGAAGAGCCGAAUCCUUCACCUGGAGGGUUCUUACCGAUCCAGUAAAGAGGGACUUGUUGCUCAAAUGGAAGCAAGGAUCACAGAGCUAGAAGAACGACUUGAAAAUGAAGAGAGGGAUAGAGCUAAUUUCCAACUUAGUAAUCGCAGACUUGAGAGAAAAGUGAAGGAGUUAAUGUUGCAAGUGGAUGACGAACAUCUCUCAUUGACUGAUCAAAAGGACCAGUUGAGUUUGCGUUUGAAAGCGAUGAAACGUCAAGUUGAAGAAGCUGAAGAAGAAAUAGACAGACUGGAAAGUGCUAAAAAGAAACUCCAGAGAGAACUGGAAGAGCAACUAGACAUGAAUGAGCAAUUGCAAGGACAGCUUAAUGCUGUGAAGAAGGAAUUAAGACUAAAGAAGUCACCGAGUAAAGUGUUGGCUGAUUCUGAUGAUGAUGACGAUGAUGAUUUCAGCACGGAUGGGGAUAGUCUCUGUGAAGUACCUUCGGGAAGUAACUUUUCCAAAGACGAUGACACAAAAAUCUAAAUAAAUAUUGAAUCUGUGAUUCCUUGAAAGGACUGGAAGAAUAACAUAAAUUAUCAAGAGACUGGAUUUUAUAUAAGCCAAAUGACAUAAAGGGAUUUAAGAGUUGGGAAUAUAAUUUUUCCACUGUGCCAUUUUCUUAUUUAGAUCU